This is a messenger RNA of Symbiodinium sp. CCMP2592, 1998 nucleotides long. NCBI's taxonomy places the organism in Eukaryota, Dinophyceae, Suessiales, Symbiodiniaceae. The record is from the annotation of a GenBank genome assembly.
AUGACAGACGCGGGAGGUGACACGGUGUCGACUUCAGACGGUCGUUUAUGGAAAAGUGGAGACGACAGUGACAUGGUGGAGGAGCUUCAUCCGAACUACGUGUCGGAGGACUCCUCCAACCGAGCCAUACCAACUUUUGAGAAGUUGGUGAAUCGAGUCGCCUCCGAGAAGACAACUGGAUCCAAGUCCCGGUUCACCGACCUGAUUGGAUUGAGCAAGAAGCUCGCCAAUCCACGGAUUGACUUCAUGAUCCUGCGAGCCCAGAAGACGAAGCAGUUUGAAAUUGAGAAGCCCUGGUAUAUCAUCAAUCCUGACAGCAGCUCCUUGUUCGCGAUUUGGCAAGGCCUCAGCUUCCUGGCGCUCACAUUUGUGGCUCUGAUCACGCCGAUACAAGUCGGUCUCAUCGCGGAGUACAAAUUCGAUACGCUUGCCGCGGUGAGCUUAUGUGUGGACGGCAUUUUUCUCGUGGAUCUGCUGAUGCAGUUUUGCACGACCUACUCCAAGAAGACAGUGCGCGGGACGAUCUGGGAAACCAAGGUGUCGGCAAUCUCACAGCAGUACCUGAGAUCUUGGUUCGUCCUGGAUCUGAUGUCCCUGAUUCCCUUCGACUUGAUCGGCUUGAUGAUCGGCGGAAGUGGUGGCAAUGACUUCGCGGAGCUCAAAAGCAUCAAGGUUCUCAGAGUGCUGAGACUUCUGAAGCUGACGCGGCUGCUCAAGGGGUCGAAGAUCAUUCAGCGACUGGAAAUUCCAGUGGCCAUACCAUACCAACAUCUGGCAUUGAUCAGGUUUAUGUUUGUACUCAUGAUGGCCUGCCACUGGCUGGCCUGCUUAUGGGCAAUGACGUUGCAGCUUGUGGAUGCUGAGUUUCCUCGAUGGAUUAACGACAUCGAAUCAUCCGAUCUGGAGUUCGGAAUCGAGUCGUCGAGAUCGCCUCUACGAAUCUACGUUGCCGCGUUCUACUUCUGCGCCUACACGAUGACCUCCGUGGGCUACGGGGACAUCGGCCCGAAGAACAUCCUAGAGCGCUUGGUCUGCUGCGGGAUCAUCCUGAGCGCUGGCCUUUGCUGGGCCUACAUCCUGGGUGAGGUCUGUGGCAUCGUCGCGGACAUGACUAGCGAGAGCCAAGACUUCCGCAAGAGGAUGUAUCACCUGAACCGCAUGAUGAAGAUGCAGGAGCUACCACGCGAACUCAAAGCGCGAUUGAGAAGCUUUUUCCUGCAGAACCGGCACCAAGUUCAGUUCCUAACACAACAGACGCUUCUUCAGGAUAUGAGCCCGCAGCUGCAAUCUGAGGUCUCGACAGUGCUGAACCUGACUUGGAUCCAGAAAGUGACCUUCUUCUCCCAGUUUCUGAACUUCCUGGAGCUGCAGGAGACAAGGGGAGUCCAUGUGGUUCCCUACAAGGCUUGCAUCGCCGACAUUGCUAAAGCAUUGAAGGCGUCGGCCUUUGCGCAGCGAGAGUCCUUCGACAACGUCCAGGUCCUGUACAUCCUGUCCAAGGGCCUGGUGGCUUUGGAUAGCCGAGUUGGCUACAAUGGGGCAGUUUGGGGCGAGGACUUCGUCCUCUCGGAUACCAGCCUCAUUCGCCCAGUCGCAGGCUAUGCCCUUACCUACAUCGAGGUCUUGUACCUGACGAGGGACGCCCUCAUGGAGGUGAUAGAAAGGCGGAAGGCUAGCUGCCCCCAGCUCGGCCGCAUCGUUCGACAGUACUGUGUCAGGGUCGCUGUCUUCCGCGGAAUCCUUGCAGAGGCCAAACGAAGAUCGAAGGGUUCAGCUGGCCAAUCACAGACUCCUAUUGGUCGCAGUGGCGCUCCCCAGAAGACUUCACGAGCGUUGACGGACCAGUCUCGACCAUGUGCUGCUUGCACACGAUGUCCCCAAACCCCUGGUUUCGGUUCCAGGCCCGUCCCUAUGCGCCAGCAGGACGUAGUUAUGCCCGACCCACCUCCAGCCCCGCGGCCGCCACAGCCGAAGUUCCCCAUGUGGGAGGAAGUUUGA